CUGAAAGGCUGUCUAGUUCUGGUGGACUCUGCCACUGCGCCCAGCCCUGAAGUCUUGGUUCUUUCCAGUUGGACCCCAAGCCCGUGUCAAUGGCCCAAGCAGCAACCCUCAGCUCCCUUCUGGAGGAGCAGACCAGACUAAAGAUGAGGUUGGAGGAGCUGCAGCAGCUGAAAAUGAAAUUUAAGGGCUCCUCCCAAGAUAAGGUCCCAUUCCCAGUGCCUGAAAUGCCCCUGGUGUUCCAAGGACACAUACAUCGGGGUAAGGAAGCACCGAAGUCUUCGGUUUCUGACCUGAAGAUCUGUUACCCUCUGCCUGGAGGCUCUGCUGUGGUUACCUUUGAUGACCCCCAAGUGGCUGAACAGGUGCUGCAACAGAAGGUGUAUAAGAUUGACAUGGAAGAAUGCCGGCUGCGGCUGCCGGUCUGGCCCCUGGAGCUGCCAGUCAUGACCACCGUCGAGGUGUCCAGCCAGAUGGAUGGCCAGAGAGUACUGGUCAGUGGGUUUCCUGCUGGGCUCAAGCUGAGUGAGGAGGAGCUGCUGGACAAGCUAGAGAUCUUUUUUGGCAAGACCAGGAAUGGGGGUGGCGAUGUGGAGGCUCGGGAACUGCUACAAGGAGGGGUCAUGCUGGGCUUCGCUGAAGCUAAAGGUAAGAGCCCCGCCGCCCGCCGAUUAGGGCACAGGUGCGUCAAGGUCUGGAGGGGCAAGUGCUUGCGGGUGAAGUCUGCCCUUGGCAUUCUUGCAGUGGCCCAGAACCUGUGCCAGAUCGGCCAGUUCACAGUGCCCCUGGGUGGGCGGCAGGUCCCGCUGAGAGUGUCUCCCUACAUGAGGGGGAAUAUCCAGAAGGCUGAGAUGAAGCUCCAGUCAGUGCCCCACUCUGUGCUGGUGUCCAACAUUCCCGACAUCCUGGACGGCUCCGAGCUGCACGACAUCCUGAAGAUCCACUUCCAGAAGCCGACCCGUGGGGGCGGGGAGGUGGAGGCCCUGGCGGUGGUGCCCGCAGGUCAGCGGGGCCUGGCCAUCUUCACUGCCCAGUCAGACUAGGCAGCUGGCCUUCUCGUCACCCCACCCCCUGCCCAGCUUCUCACAUGGGGCUGCAGUUGGGUGCCCAAGUACCAGGGAGACCCUGCUGGUGGACAGUGAGCAGGGUAGAGCUGUGAAAUGCUGAACAGUAAAAGUGG
Molecule: messenger RNA, 1177 nt
Organism: Condylura cristata (star-nosed mole)
Lineage: Eukaryota; Metazoa; Chordata; Mammalia; Eulipotyphla; Talpidae
Gene: IFI35
Product: interferon-induced protein 35
Exons: 6
Coding region: 90-1040 (316 amino acids)
Cellular component (GO): nucleus
Source: RefSeq, a predicted model, not a curated record